Daktulosphaira vitifoliae (grape phylloxera) is the source of this 447-nucleotide messenger RNA. It is a transcript of the gene RpL29, whose product is annotated as 60S ribosomal protein L29. Gene Ontology annotation, cellular component: cytosolic large ribosomal subunit; ribosome. Gene Ontology annotation, biological process: cytoplasmic translation. Lineage: Eukaryota; Metazoa; Arthropoda; Insecta; Hemiptera; Phylloxeridae. The transcript is spliced from 4 exons. The record is from RefSeq and is a predicted model, not a curated record. The coding region runs from base 130 to 390 and encodes 86 amino acids. Gene Ontology annotation, molecular function: structural constituent of ribosome.
AUCACUAUUCACUAUCAUGAAUUAUUUUAGAAAUGGCGUCAUAAGUAGUUGAUAUUUAACAUCGUGUCUUUUAAAACUAGUAUUUUUGUGUGCUUUUAAUUCCAAUUUUGUGUUAGAGGAUUUACAGCUAUGGCUAAGUCAAAGAAUCAUACAAAUCAUAAUCAAAACCGCAAGGAUCAUCGUAAUGGUAUUAAAAGGCCAAAGAAAUUUAGGCAUGAAUCUCGUCGUGGUGUAUGCCAAAAAUUCUUAAGGAAUCAAAAAUACGCAUUAAAAGGUAAUUUGUCCACUGAAGAGCAGAUUGCUAGAGCUAAUGAAAGAAGAGAAAAAAAGUUGGCAUUGAAAACUAAAUUUGCUGAAAUUAAGAAGAAAAAUGCUGCAUCAAAAAAAUAAUGUGAUUUGUAUUUGAUAUUAUUGUAAUAUACUGACAAUUAUAUUGUAAAAACAAUA